AUGCUUUUGUCUAUGGUUGAUUUCAGUUUGUUUACUGCAGUGCGCUUAGGUUGGGAUUUUCUUGUGUUGGCAACUUCGGAAGCAAAUUUAUUCUGCUGGCGAUUAACGAUGGUGAUUUAUUCUCAGAUGCAGCUUGGUCUGGAGUUAGUUAUCACACCAGGAGUGGAUUUAAUCUUUUGGUUAAUCUCCAAUUUAUCCACCACAGUACGCUCGAGUUACACCUUUAUAGUGUGGCAAGCUUCAAAAUUAAGUUCAGCUGUGACGUCCGUCUUUUGGUGGCUCGUCGGUAAUGUUUCAACCUCACUGAAGGGAAUUUCUCGUCUUGGUAGUGUUGCCAAACGUCUUGUAGACUCAGAUUCACCCUCAGACUUUGAACUUAUCUGGAACAACUGGCAGUCUCCCGUUUGUUGCGUGAUUGCACUUACUGGAACUGCGACUUGCCUUAUAGCAAUUGUGGCUUGGUGUCAUGGCAAACUGGCUAAGCUAAGACUUAAAAACCGCCAAUACGUAAGAACAGGUAUGUAGGCAAAUACUAUCCUUGGUUCAGAUGUUUGCUAAAAAACUAUCAAUUAUUAUCGUUUUUGAUAAGAUAUUUUACCUUUCGUAACCAAUCUACUGAGGACUCACUUAUAUCCUGAAGCACCGUCUGCGAUCACUCAAUCGAUUGAUCGGCGAUCAAUCAGGUUUUAAGGCUCUUGGCUUCGCCUCGAAUUUUUUAAGUCUGAUAAUACACUCCUACUCUUUUUUAAACAGUACUUUAAGUUUCCUCCACAGGAAGUAGGAACUGAAUGAAUUUUGGUAUCUCUAGGAAGAUGUACUGAGAACUGUCUAAACUGUCAUUCUGUAUUGUCUGUCUCUCAUUAUCAUUUCCGUAAGAUUAAUAUAUGCGUGAUAACACAGACGAUGUUUUAAGAGUUUGCCAGUUUUACAGCUGUUACACCCACCCAUGCUACAGGGUAAGGGACAGUGUUGCAGCUGUGGUCUUGCAUGUUGUUACACAGUGUUACAUAAUUCAUAGUAAAACAUGAUGUUCUCCCUUGUCUUUUCGAUCGUCCCGAUAAGAUGUUUUUAUCAUCAAAGCAUAGUGCUCCCGUUUUAACUCUAUCAUUGUUAAAGGAUGAUAAAAAAAAUGAAAAAAAUCAGGAAAAUAAAUAAACCACAAUGAGAAUGACGUGUAAUUGUCUACCACUACUAAUAGCAUUUGCCAACUAUUGUCAAUAUAAUUGUUCGGUUAUAAUCAGUAUAGUAUAGCCAAAAUCUCUUUCUAAAAUCAUCCAUUAAGUCUCCUUGCUUGUCAUUGGUUUAUUAAAAAAACCACGUCAAAACCAGCUCCCAAUUGGCUUGAUGCUGUAACUAAGUUGUUAAAGUGCUUUGCCGAUAACACAAGGUCACAAACACGAAUCCCUUUAACCCAACUACUUUUAAAACUUACGUUUUUUCAUUAUUCAUUUGUAUAACUCAGCAGUGCAGUGUUUUGGACGUUUUUCUAUCUCGUUGUUUUAUACCUUAAACCAUGCCACAUUCUCUCAAACCACUUCUCUUAGACAGGCCAGAUGCGCCCAUUUGCCAAGAGUUCAUUCUUGACAAAUGUAAGAAUGGUUCAAGUGUACAGGCCAUCACUGCUCUUUUGCCUUACCAGUGGCAGUACGUCGAUGGACAGGAAUGGAAUAGUUUAAAAGAGCAAGACAACGAAAAGCUGGAACAAAUGUAUUGUGACGUGAAUCUUGAGGAAUUUUCCCCCAAGGUCUUUCGAAGAUUUUAUUUUGGAAAGUAUGUUCUAUUGUUAAAAUGAAAUAAUUAGCACGUCAAGAGCGUGGGACAAGGAAAAAAAUUACCACACAAAUAUUUUUAUGGUCGGACUAAUUUAUCAUCAUCAUUUACCUAGUGAAGUUAAUGAACACUUUUUCAGUCUAAAUCAAAUCAAUGCUAUAUGAGAAACGUGUGCAUAAAAGAGUACGGCCAGAGACCAAAGAUAAAAAAAACCUCAGCGUUAUAAGACACUGUAUGGUGCUCAGUGUCAUAAUUUCACGGGGAAGGUGCUUGAUAGAAAAAAUGUCCAACAAAAUGAGCUUUAAACCAUGGUUUUGCAAAAACGUUGGGGACCAGGAGGCCGUGAUAUUACAAUUUAAAGACAGUAAAGGUUAGGAUUUUUGCGUAGACUGAAUUGAUUUUUCAAUAUCUUAACUUUUUUCGUACCCCCCCCCCCCUCCUCCUCGCCCCUAGUUACUCCCUGGAUGGCACUAUCGAAAGUGAUAAACCCGUUUAAUGUAAAACUGAAUGCCUCUUUUAAAUCUAUUUAUUUCAAUCACUAAUACUCAUUUCAAUAACUACAGAAGGGCAAAUUGAUUGAAAUAACUGCAAACUGCUAACCUAUAUAUAAUUGCUUUUUAGGACCUCGCAACUCUUCAUCAUCUUUAUUUAUUUAGAUAUCAUUUACGUUUUCAUGAUUUUAAUUUUUAUUCAUAUAGGUUUUCCAUGCGUACCAUAACUAAAUGUAAAAUGUUGAUGUUCUUCUGGAAAAUAGGGUACAGAUCACACAAAAAGAUUUUGAAAAGUUCGCGCAAAUGAGACGCCUGUCUACCGAGUCUUAUGUCAACUCAACCAACUCUCUGGCUACUGAGUGGAUAUGGUACUGGAAGCACGAAGACGGAGGAUGGCGGAAGUAUGGACGAGACGAUACGGUGAGAAAAAUGGAAAAAUUUGGGGUCGUGUUUUCAUAUAAUAACUCAACCAUCGAAAUCGAAUCCAUACCCUAGCGUCAACAUUAUAUUAUAAGUACAAAAGGGGGUGACAGGGGGGAAAUCUUCGGGCUGCAAAGAUUAGACGUUUCAUAGGUUGCCUGUGAUGAACCUAGCCUGGGCAGACUCCUUUGUGUGGGUUCGGGGAAAAUUUUUGGCUCCUCGUGGGAUGGUGUUCCGCCGCCAAAAAGUUUUACCGAGCUUGCAAAAGUGAGCCUGCUCGUAGGCUAUGAUGAACCGAUCCUACAAAAGGAUAAGAGUAUCAUGGAAUGUGGCGUUACUUGGGACUAAGGGCGCUCAGUCCAUUCAAGCCUAAAAUCCAGGAAUUUCGGUUUGUUCAUCAAAGGAACAGACUAUUUCGGUUUGGUUCAACCGGAAUAUUCGGGACCAGGUUUAAAGGUGGACCAUUUUGACCGAUCUGGUCAUUUCGGUGAGUCGGACCAAAAUGUUCCUUUCCAUUUGACAAAAUUGUUGUCCACAGUACAGGUUUAUCGUAUCCUGCUGCUUUCGAGAACAAAACCAAACAUGCAGUAGCUUAAUUGAGUCGGUUCUGUGCAACCAGAAUGUACCGUUCCGUUGGGCAUGUGGAUGGAAAUUUUGUUGAAUGGAAAGCGCCCUUAAAACCUAAACGCUAUCUCGGCCCUACUUUGUACCAGUUACUGAAAACGCAUUUGGGGGCCCGUCCAGUGUAGGCAGAGUCGCAGAGUCCCAGUCAAAUUGAUGUUUUGUCUGUAAAUGGUGCUCAGCAAUGUGAAUGUUGACGUCACCAUUCCUCGUCGCUCGUUUGUGUCCGGUCAGUAGCGUGCUAAGGUUUCUGCCGGUUUCACCAAUGUAAGAAGCCUGGCAAUCGCAGCAUUUGAUCUUGUGUACUUUGCUCCCUGUCUGUCCUCCGGUUUGUCUUUUUCCUUGACAUUAGUAAGCAGUCGUUGUAAAGUGGUCGUCGGUUUGUGUGCAACACGUACAUUGUAAGGUUGCAAAAGUAUAGCACGUAUAUUACAUCACGGCUUAACUGACAGACAACCAAUAACAUAGCGACGUAAUUGACCAAUCGGGUCUAUAACCCGAGUAUAACACCAUCAACUCACGUGAUACAACUCACUUUGACGCUGAAGAUGACUACCGCACAGGUUGUCGAAACGUCAGUAACUGUCAACAGCAACAGUCCUAUUCAGGACUACGUUCACCCGCACGAUCAAACUCAACCUACUUUUGAAAUGACUCCUGGGUUCAAACCUUUCACACUGUCUAUGUAUGUAAUAACAUAGGAUAUAACGGGUGCAACUUUUGACAGAAAAGCCAAAAGGACCCUUGACGGGAUUUAAGGCUUCAAACCCGCGAAAAGAAUGGGAAGAGUCACACGCUCGAGAAAAUGACUCGCGUCCUUGACGUUCUCUGCGCGCGGCUGCUUCGCUGCCAAGUAGCACUCCUGCACACUGAUACCACCAGUCUCGCUACGCUAACUACGUCUGAGUCUUUGGAUUAGUUUGCAUGUGCAGUUUAAUGACGUGUUGAAAUUCCAUUCACAGGGAAAAGAUCUCCAAGAACUUCUAGAGAAAGCCUUCUUGGACAAGAAAAAAGACUCCAGGUUCCGCAUUUCAGACCAGAAUUACAUUUUAAGUUUUGACUCAUCGGGUGACAUGAGCCAGAAAAACGUAUUAUACGGUACCGUAAAGAAAGUAAGAAGAAGGCCUGCAAAGUUUGUAUCCAAAGAUGACAUUUCUCAACUUAUAAGGUAUUUGUGUGAUUUUAAUUACUGGAAAGGUGACAAACUAUGGCCAAUGAUAUGUUCAGAGUAUAACAAGACUAAUUCCUGAGUAUAUGAGUGGGGUUUAACGACUAUAGGGACAGUCAAAUGAUGAGAAACAAAACCGAAUGCCGGCAAAACGUACAAAAGUCAGUUUCAUUCACAGGAAAACGACUGAGAAGGCCUGAAAACAACCUUUGUUCAACUUGAUAUUGGACCUCCACUUAUGGUCAAUUGACAGCUGUCUAAAAUGGGUAUCUACUGAGUUCAGUUUACUUCUUGAAAUUACUCCAUAAAGACAUUUCUUCAAAGAUUCCAUGAGAGCUUCGCUUUUGGCCCUGGCUAAAUCUUUACACAGGGUCAGCUCUAUGCAUGAUGGGGAUUUUUUGAGACUGCGGGCCAACAAAUUAUGUGGGGGCGUAAAUUCUAUAACUUUGUUUCCUUUAAAAAGUAUGUCACUGAAAUAAAUACAAGCGACAAUCCUUGAAUUGAUUCCAGGAAUAUCUUGAAUCAAGCGUUUCUGUGGUUACCAGUCACGUGACUCUCGUGGCCAAUUAAAAAAUCAAAACUCCUAAAAGUUUAUUUUUUAACUGAGUAUUUAAUCUGAAACUUUGGUACUUUGCAGAAAUACAGAGCAUAAAAAAUUGAGGAACUUGUCUGAUUUGAAUUCUCAAAUUUCAUUUUUUGACGUCACAAAAUAAGCUUUUUGAUCAUGCGCAGUAUUAAUAAACAAUGACGAAUUUGAAACAAUAACUUAAUAUGAAAACUACAAUAAGAAAAUAUCUAUAGUUCAAGAGAUUUAGGUAACAUUCCUUGGACAUUUUGAAUAGUAGUUUGAAAAAUUUUUGGCCGAUAUUUAGCAGUUUUUUCCGUUCAAGUGAAACCCCUGACGAUAGUUUCACAUAGCACUAUCUACUGCUCAGUAACUUAUAUUAAAACUACUGAUUGUGGCACGGAACAUUUUUGGAAUGUAAGAACAAUGACGUGUAUGCAUUAAUCAUCUUUUUAAUUAGGUCUCAGAACGAAGUACUAGUUAGCAACCAGCAAGGAAAAUAUUCAAGAGGCGGUUGGGAUCCAAUGCCAUCUACGAUGCAAUAUAAACGUGUUCCAUUAUCAGGACGUUCUGGCGAAUUUAAGCAAGUGGAAAAACUCUUCAGAGAGUCAAUAGAGCGGAGGGUGGUAAUCAUUGGCAUUGAACGGGUGCAAAACCCUUUCAUGUGGGAAAAGUACCAAAGGUAGACAAGUGCAUUAACUGUAAGCUGUACUGUAAUAAUAACAAACGUUACUGGCGCUUAUAACAAACCUUAAAAAAACGAAUUAUCUGUGAAGACAGAGAUUAAUUGUGAAGGGGUAAUUGAACUUUGUGUGUAGUAAUACCUGAGAACUGAAGAAACUAUAAUUCCCCGCGAAGCGAGACUCCGCAGGCACCCUCGCAAAGAGAGAUUUAUAAUCGUUGCGGUCCGCGCACUCCGCAGAUCGCCUACAGAUCAUAGCGGCCUGCAAACGCGUGCGGCCCAUUUAUAUUUCUUUGAAUAUUUGUCUUGGUGUCCGCAAUGUAAUGACCUCAUCAAGCGAGAAACAUGGUCGAUAUUGUUUUAACUGUUUUUGCGGCCGUUUUGGCAAUUAAGAAAUGCCUUUGGUGGUGACUUUCGACGGCAAAAGUAUGUACAGAGAACAAUGAAGCAAUUUGGAACAGUCACUUAAAAUAAAUAAGAGCGAAAAUCGAGAUAAAAGAAAACAUUUUUCAGUGCGUCUCACUUCGAAGGCAGACGUAGAUUGAGGGAUAUGUUUGUUUGUCCGAAGUGCGUUUCAGUUCGGCUUUUUAUCGUCAAAACCUUGCUUUUCCUUGAAUGAAAUCUGUACCUUUGAAUUCAUACUUUGUUGUUAACCUUUUUCUGUUUAUAUAGUUUUUUGUUUUGUUUUUUAAUCACGUUUUUCCCUUUAGCUUGUUUCCCUUUAGUCUUAAUGCUGAUGUAUACAGCUUCACGAGGUUUUUGUAAUAACAUAUUUCUAGUUAUAUUUUUAAAACAGAACAUCUUUCUUUUAAGGAUACUCUGUUCUAUUUACAAGGGUUGCUUGAGGCAUUUCACGCCCCCGCCCUUAUCUCUUUCAGUAGAGGGCAACCUCGUUUCCAGGUCUCUGUCCCUGUCCUCUUGGGUACGUAACAGGUAAAUGGGAGUGAAUUUGACGGAGAGAUAGCUCGCUAGCGAGGUUAGCAUUUAGGUCAUCGGCAUGCUUCCUUCGCCCUCCUGGAUUUGAAAUGUGUGGACACGAAAUUAAGGUCUAUUUAAAUUUUUGUAUUUUAUUUAGAAAAAAGGAAAACAUGGCAGCUGCGAAGACUGGUUCCCACCAGGGAAGGUUCGUAAACGAGAGGCAAUUGUUUCAUGGAACCAGCCCUGAAAAUGUGGAAGCUAUUUGUAAACAGAACUUUGACUGGCGUCUUCAUGGGAAGAACGCAACUGCUUACGGACAGGGAAGCUAUUUUGCAUUAAACUCUUCCUACAGCGAUAGUUACGCUAAGGAAGAUUCCAAAGGGUCUAAGUUCAUGUUCGUGGCCAAGGUCCUCGCUGGGUCUUACACUACUGGCCAGUCCAAUUAUCGAAGGCCACCGUCAAAGGAGCCUUCGAACCCAGCAAGUGAUCUGUACGAUUCCUGUGUUGAUGAUAUGUCAUGUCCUACCAUAUUCGUCAUUUUUGAUACUGAUCAGUUCUACCCGGAGUACAUAAUCAAAUACUCCAUAUCUCAAGGCAGCUAUUAGCAGCCUGCAUUAA
This is a messenger RNA of Porites lobata, 7253 nucleotides long. Lineage: Eukaryota; Metazoa; Cnidaria; Anthozoa; Scleractinia; Poritidae. The record is from the annotation of a GenBank genome assembly.